Messenger RNA from Bacidia gigantensis, 1230 nucleotides. RefSeq lists its product as uncharacterized. Gene Ontology annotation, biological process: regulation of translational fidelity. Gene Ontology annotation, cellular component: cytoplasm. The coding region runs from base 1 to 1230 and encodes 409 amino acids. Gene Ontology annotation, molecular function: nucleotidyltransferase activity; double-stranded RNA binding; tRNA binding. Lineage: Eukaryota; Fungi; Ascomycota; Lecanoromycetes; Lecanorales; Ramalinaceae. The transcript has a single exon. The record is from RefSeq and is a predicted model, not a curated record.
AUGGCCUCACAACCCUCACAGCUGUUGGGGGGCAUGUAUACAACACGAGUAUUACCCGUCGACAUCUCCAAGAUUGGCGACUUUACCUUCAGCGAUGAUGCCCGUCCCUUUCUGGAUGAUUGGUCAUUACAGCAGGGUUCAGACAAUUCCGACUACGCCAAGGUACAGGAAGCAGCUCUUCUCAUUCGGCAUUCUGACGUACCUGUCGCCUUUCCCACGGAGACGGUCUAUGGGUUGGGCGCAGAUGCCACAAGGAGUUCUGCGGUGCAAGGCAUCUACCGAGCGAAAAAUCGGCCAUCUGACAACCCUCUGAUAGUCCAUAUCAGCUCUCUUCCACAACUGAGGAAACUGCUGCGUGAAAAAUCUGAGGACAAAUCUUCAGACCCAAUACCACAGAUUUAUCAUCCGCUUAUCGACCAUUUUUGGCCUGGUCCACUGACGAUACUGCUGCCAUUACCAAGACCGUCCCCGUUCGCGCCAGAGGUGACAUCUACGCUGCAGACUGUCGGUGUGCGAAUGCCCUCUCAGAAGCUAGCCCUGGCUCUUAUCCAGAUGGCUGGAGUGCCAGUCGCUGCUCCAUCUGCAAAUGCAUCCGGCAAACCAUCGCCUACGACAGCAAGCCACGUGAAACAUGAUCUUGACGGGCGAAUUGAACUGAUCCUGGACGGUGGCCCUUGCGAGGUUGGCGUAGAAAGCACAGUCGUCGACGGUCUUUCGAAACCACCACUGAUACUUCGGCCGGGACAUAUCUCUCUCGAAGUCUUACGGCAAUUCCCCGGAUGGGAAGACGUUCAAGUCGGCUAUUCAGAAACUCGGCUUGACGAAGCACCCAAGGCACCUGGUAUGAAGUAUAGACACUACUCUCCGAGAGCGCGCGUGAUACUCGUGAAAGGGCCGCCGAGUGAAGGGGUGCUAGCUAGCUUUGAGGAUACCACGAAGUCAGUGGGCAUCAUACUGACUGGUACACGAGUGCUCAGCAAUGGUGAGAGUUGUCGACAUUUAAGAUCGGAAGCAGCUUGCCAUCAGCGCGGUAAUAUGUCUGUCUGGACAAUAUCGAUUGGACCAAGCAUCGCAGACAUUGCACGCGGCCUAUUCUCAGCUCUUCGAGAGCUUGACGAUAAAAGGGUGGACUUAAUCCUAGUAGAAGGUAUAGACGAGAAUCAAGGCGAUGCAGCGGCCGCAGUGAUGAAUCGCCUCCGCAAAGCUGCGGAAACAGAAGUGCUCUCAUGA